UUUCGAGAAGGGUGACCAGGACUUGGAGCUAGCUCAUCCUUGAAGCUCUUGCUUCCUGUCCGGACUGGAGAUGGGGCGGAGCGCCCGGGGCUUUCCGCUGUUGCCCGCUGCCUGUGACUCUCCAAACAUGGAGUUCUCGGGAGUGCCAAACGUCCGGCGGGUUUGGACCGGCUUUUGUGUCACGCGGCCUGGGCUUUGCGCGCUGCGGCCGGGGUGACGCACAGGCGCGAGUGGCUUCCAUCCCGCUGCCUCCCUGCGCGUCCCGCGUCUUCCCUAGGCGGGGUGGAGGCGUCGGAAGCCGGGGCCGGCGCCCCACCCCAAGCGGGGCUCCCACGCCUAACCCUGUCCCUGCCGGAACCAGGAGCCCCCACAGCCCUUGUGCCACCAGCCUAGGCGACCGCGUUCUCCUUUGUGCUGCAUUCUUUAGGUUCCAUGCAGUGGCAGAGAUGGUGAGAAGCCGAGGUUUGCAGUUGGCGGAAAGUUAGGGAUAGUGUUGUUUCGUUUUUUUGUUUGUUUUCUUCCAUGCCAAAUGGAAGCUCUUCCUGGAGGGAUAAUUGUUGAACUGAAUGCAUAAUUCUCUACUUACUUAACAUAUGGUUAAGAGAGAAAAACAGGUGACUGCAGCCGAAGGUCCCUUCUACAAGUCUGCACACAACGCCAGUAGAGUAAUAUUAAACCGGGUAGUUAUCUCAUUAAGUAAUUGGUUAAGAUUAUAGAGUUGAAUAUUGGAAUAUCCCCAGACGGUGUUUGGUGACAGUUGCUACUUUCUGAUCACUCGAAUGUUAUACAUUUGUUCAUUUGAAAAGUAAAUGACCAGUUUUCUUGUUAAAUAUUGGAAACUGGCAUCGUGGAACAGGGCUUGGAGAAGCCAGAUCAUGCGUUAAACCCUGACUGAGGAUAGAUUAUUACAAAUUCAAACUUUUCUUUAGAUAAUUUUUUCCCCCUGAAUGCACGGUGAAAUUCAUUCUGAAGUUAGCAAACACUGUUCAUUUCGUCUAGUUGUGGUUGAAUCGAGGAUACUGCUUACCUCUGGUUAAGCUUUCCCUCCUGAAUAAAAUCUUGAGUUCUUUCUGGGAGAGUCUUACUACUUUUGUUAAAGUUUACUUUUUUGAAAAAUGAAAUAAUGGAGAAACACUGACAUUUUGGAAAUGGGAGUAGUGUUAAAAGUGGCCUCUGCCGCAUAGAAGCCCUUGCUUUCUGUGCUUUCCUGCCAAGCCUUCUUCCUUUCCUAGGACACGUUUUUCCCUGAGGCUUAUUUGACCUGUCUCAGACUUCAUCGCUGCUGUCUUUUAAACUCCUUAAUGGAAAAGAUAGAUUUAAACACUGGAUGCUAGCAUAUCUAGUACAAGCACUAAAAAUUGAUUUUUUUAAGCAUCUAUAAACAAAUGGAAAGUAAUUGACUUGUUUGUAAAAAAAAAACUGUAAGCUUUGACAUUGUUAACAUAAAAGUUACCUCUGAAAGUUAUAAAAGUGGAACUUCAUGAGAAUGCUUUCCUGUAAUUUUUUAUUAUUUAGUCACAUGUGUAUAUCUUACUUAAUAAAUAGUUGGCUCAGAGAAAGGGAAUUAUCAAAAGUUUUUCUUAGAAACCACUUCUAUUGAUGUGUAGAUGACAGAGCAGGUGCAUCUCCUGUACAACCAACGAGGGAGCCAACUCUUCAGUUAGUUUAAUUGGUUUUUAUGUAUAGUCCCCUUUUUCAGUAAAUGGGGAGGGAGUUCUAGGAAGCUGAGAAAAUUGCUCUCAUAGGUCUGUAUUUACACAGUAAGCACUAGCCUGGCCUGGGAUUCAGUGUAGCCUGAGCUGGUUUCAAACUAAGGCAUCCUCCUGCCUUAGCCUUCUGAUUGCAGGGAUUGCAGAUGUAAAGCCACCAGAUUUAACAUGAAAGACAGGGUUUUUAAGUAAAAAAGUUUGGAUAGUAAGCCUUUGAGAAAUGAGGACUUCAAAUGUCUAGCAUGCCAGCUCAGUAUUGACACCUGGAUUACAAGAUUACAAGGUGGCCCGCAUCGGACAGUCCAGCCUUUCAGUGAUGAAGACGCGUCCAUCGAGACCAUGAGUCACUGCAGUGGCUGCAGCGACCCUUCCAGUUUCGCCGAGGAUGGUCACAGUGUUGGUUUCUAUUCUGUAGGACCAGAAGUCCUCGAUGAGGAAGGAACUCAAGAAGACUUAGAGUACAAAUUGAAGGGAUUAAUUGACCUAACUCUUGAUAAGAGUGCAAAGACAAGACAGGCAGCUCUUGAAGGUGUUAAAAAUGCACUGUCUUCCAAAGUGCUGUAUGAGUUUGUUCUGGAGAGAAGAAUGACUUUAACUGAUAGCAUUGAGCGCUGUCUGAAAAAAGGAAAGAGUGACGAGCAGCGUGCAGCUGCAUCCCUGGCAUCUGUUCUUUGUGUUCAGUUGGGCCCUGGAUUUGAGAGUGAAGAGAUUUUAAAGACUCUUGGACCAGUCCUAAAAAAAAUCAUUUGUGAUGGGACAGCUAGUAUCCAGGCUAGGCAAACUUGUGCAACUUGCUUUGGGGUUUGCUGUUUUAUUGCCACAGAUGACAUCACUGAGCUGUAUUCAACUUUGGAAUGCUUGGAAGCUAUUUUCACCAAGUCCUAUCUUAAAGAGAAAGAUGCUAAUGUUAUCUGCAGCAGCCCUAAUAUAGGGCUCCACAUCAGCUCCCUUCUUGCAUGGACCUUAUUACUGACCAUAUGCCCAAUCAGUGAAGUGAAGAAAAAGCUGGAACUGCAUUUCCAUAAACUUCCAAGCCUCCUUUCUUGUGAUGAUGUAAACAUGAGAAUUGCUGCUGGCGAAUCUUUGGCACUUCUGUUUGAGUUGGCCAGAGGAAUGGAUAGUGACUUUUUUUAUGAAGACAUGGAGUCUUUGACCCAGAUGCUCCGGGCUCUGGCUACAGAUGGCAAUAAGCACCGUGCCAAAGUGGACAAGAGGAAGCAGCGGUCCGUCUUCAGAGACGUCCUGCGGGCCGUGGAGGAACGGGAUUUUCCAACAGAAACUGUUAAGUUUGGUCCUGAACGCAUGUAUAUUGAUAGCUGGGUCAAAAAACAUACCUAUGACACCUUUAAGGAGGUUCUUGGAUCAGGGAUGCAGUACCACUUGCAGACAAAUGAAUUCCUUCGCAAUGUAUUUGAACUUGGACCCCCUGUGAUGCUUGAUGCUGCAACACUUAAGACCAUGAAGAUUUCUCGUUUUGAAAGGCAUUUAUAUAACUCUGCAGCUUUCAAAGCUCGAACAAAAGCUCGAAGCAAAUGCCGAGAUAAGAGAGCAGAUGUUGGAGAAUUCUUCUAGAUGUCUGCAUUUGAUGACUGUUUUCUAGUUUCUUCCUUUAUUAUUAUUUUUGCUACUUAUAAUGUAUAUAAACUUUUAGAGAGUUUUUUUAUCUUGAGGUCAACUUAGAUAAUUUUUGAUGUAGGGGUGGAUUAUAUUUUAAUUUAAUGUACAGUGUUACAAAUUAAUGAAUUCUGUUUAUUAAAUAUUCUCUGUAAAAAUAACUGGUAGCCACAAAUAAAGUAUUUAUGAUGAUUGGUCA
Onychomys torridus (southern grasshopper mouse) is the source of this 3522-nucleotide messenger RNA. RefSeq names its product interferon related developmental regulator 1 (gene Ifrd1). NCBI's taxonomy places the organism in Eukaryota, Metazoa, Chordata, Mammalia, Rodentia, Cricetidae. Gene Ontology annotation, cellular component: nucleus. The transcript is spliced from 12 exons. Bases 2049 to 3281 code for a protein of 410 amino acids. The record is from RefSeq and is a predicted model, not a curated record.